AUGUCGCUCAGAAGAAUCAGGCUGCCAAACAAACCUUUGGUGAUUUCAUCUCUGGGUGAUUCUGUAUACAUUGGUGAUGCACAUGGAUUUGCAUACGAGAUGAAGCCUCCUUACAUUUCCCGAACUGUUAUACUUCAAUCAUCUGGGCCCAUAUCUGCACUAGCUGUUGGAAAGGAUGUGUACUACGGCAACUGGGAUGGCGAUGUAGGUGUUGUUGGGGGAAAGAAGAUUAAUCUGGGAGGCGAGAUUGUGAAGUGUAUGCUGAUCCACGGAGACAGAAUUUACGUGUCUGUGGGGCUAAUGGUAUAUGGUCUUAGCCUUGGCUUGGAUAUAGAGUGCUCUUACGAAGUUAAGCAUAAAGUGCUGUGCAUGAGUGCCUUUCAAGGAUCUGUUUAUUGCGGGAUGGGUGUGUCAUUUCUGUCGCGGAUUCAUGACGAGUUUGAGAUUAUUGGGAGAAGUUUACACGACACUUCUAUAUUCUGUAUUUGUGGAGAGUAUACAGGAUCUGCAGAUGGAAGGGUUUUGAGGCAAGACUAUUGUGAUCUGGACAAUGCUGAGGAAAUUUAUAAAGGAAAUAACUGGAUUAGGUCAAUUUACAAUCAAUAUCUGUUCUCUGAUGGAAGGAAUGUGAUGGCCGAUGUUGAUGGAUUAAAAGGUAAUGGGAGCUGUGGAGUGAAGCCGAUAUACUCACAUGAAGAAGAUGUGCUUGGUGUGAUCAAGGUUGGAGGUACGGUUAUUUCCAUUGGCCUGGACUACUGCUACUGUGUCUUUGAGAUUGCCCCAGGUCUUAGUCCAGAGGAAGAGAUGGAGAUAGCAGAACUCAUGAACGAGUGA
Encephalitozoon hellem ATCC 50504 is the source of this 834-nucleotide messenger RNA. RefSeq lists its product as uncharacterized. The record is from RefSeq and is a predicted model, not a curated record. The transcript has a single exon. Bases 1 to 834 code for a protein of 277 amino acids. NCBI's taxonomy places the organism in Eukaryota, Fungi, Microsporidia, Unikaryonidae.